GUUGGAAAAUUAGCAGGAGGGAAAACCAAUGAAAAAGUUAGGAGCUCGCAGCUGUGACCAAUCAACUCGUAGCAGAAGCGGGGCCAGAGACCGGAAGUUUGUGUUCGUGUUUGGAGUUUUUAUAAACAGAAAGUCCUCACCAUGUGGCCUGUGUUCUGGACAGCAGCGCGCGCCUACGCCCCCUACAUCACGUUCCCCGUGGCCUUCGUGGUCGGGGCGGUGGGGUACCACCUGGAGUGGUUCAUCCGCGGCACCUCCCCCCCUCCCGCGGACGAGCAGAGCGUGGCGGAGCUGCGAGAGGACCGACGCCUGGAGGAGUUGAGGGGGGGCGACGGCACGCAGGUCACCAGCCUCAAAGACAAGCUGGAGUUCACCCCGAAAGCCGCGCUGAACCGCAACCGACCCGAGAAGAGCUAGGGGAAUCGGGCUGGACCGGGGAGAACGCGAGCGUAGCAUCACUGUGGAGUCUGGGGAGAACAAACCCAAACUGCGAUGAAGAGAACAGCCGGCCGCUGUUUCCAGGACGCACAUUUUCAGAGCCUUGAUUAUUGUUAAACGCUGCCUGCCGACAUUCACUAAGAAGGUCCCCGGUCAGCAGGAUCCCCCUGCAGUUACUUUGCUGUGUUCAAGUGACUUCUCCCCCAGAGGAUGUAAGUGUUGAGCGGAGCAUCCUGCUGUGGAAUAAGCCAGCCUGCUCUGCGUUGAUGAAAGGACUCCAUUUAUAACGAUCCGGAACUCAUGCCUUUCAAAUGUGUUGUCAGCUUUAUUUUGUGUUAAGCUUGUCCUGUUUAGUCGGCCGUGUCUCCAAGUACAGUAAAGAAACAAAGCCGAACAACAGACACCCAUGCUGGCAUCACAGGUGUUCUGGAAAGAAGUAUUAAAUAAAUAAAAGCAAUUUAUAAAUAAA
This is a messenger RNA of Acipenser ruthenus (sterlet), 907 nucleotides long. RefSeq names its product small integral membrane protein 12-like. Lineage: Eukaryota; Metazoa; Chordata; Actinopteri; Acipenseriformes; Acipenseridae. Bases 142 to 417 code for a protein of 91 amino acids. The record is from RefSeq and is a predicted model, not a curated record. The transcript is spliced from 2 exons.